AUGAAGAUAUCGGCGAGGGGAGACCCCAGCAAGUAUUGCAGGUUCCACCGGCAGAAGGGGCACGAUACAGAUGAAUGCAUCCUCCUAAAGAGACAAAUCGAGGAGCUCAUCCAAAUGGGUUACCUCGGCCAAUUCAUUAAGAAGCCCCGCCAGCCGCAGGGACAGGCACAGGGCCAGAAGCAGGGCAAUGUGUGGAGGAAAGGGGGUGGCCAGGCGCCAUCCACCUCGGCUCCCCGUAAGAGGGACCACCAUGACCACAGCUCCGAGAAGGAGGAGAAGACAACGGAGGACUCCCAGCCCCCGAAGAAACGGGCCAUCUACGUCAUCUUUGCGGGGGGCCCGAGGGAGGGGACUCGCCAGCCGAGCGGAAGAAGUGGGCGAGGAGCUUAUGGGCCCCUCCCCCACCGAGACGCCCUGGUGGUCAAGCUGGACAUCAACAACGUGGUGGUGCACCGGGUGCUCGUAGACACAGGUAGCUCGGUGAUUGUCAUGUACUACGACACGUUCACCCAGUUGGGACUCUCAAGAGGGCAGCUGGAGCAGGUACGGAGCCCCCUGUCCGGGUUCACGGGGGACUCAAUUGAGACGGAGGGGUCGAUCAAUUUGGAGGUGGAGAUAGGCACCCCACCUCACACCAGGAAGUAG
Molecule: messenger RNA, 645 nt
Organism: Ipomoea nil (Japanese morning glory)
Lineage: Eukaryota; Viridiplantae; Streptophyta; Magnoliopsida; Solanales; Convolvulaceae
Exons: 2
Coding region: 1-645 (214 amino acids)
Source: RefSeq, a predicted model, not a curated record